Molecule: messenger RNA, 883 nt
Organism: Achroia grisella
Lineage: Eukaryota; Metazoa; Arthropoda; Insecta; Lepidoptera; Pyralidae
Exons: 1
Coding region: 45-656 (203 amino acids)
Source: RefSeq, a predicted model, not a curated record
ACUGCAAAACUCGUCGCGUACGCACGUAUAAGCAACUUCACACAAUGUGGUUUGAACUCGUGAUUUGUGUAUUAACAAGUACAGCCAAUGCUAGACAUUUGGCUGGUAAACAAGAGAACAGUACGUUAUCGUUGUACGAUUUCUUUUCAAGUGGCUUUGUUGAAACAUCCAAUAGCAACGAAACAGAUUGGUUGAAUAAAACAUUCCAUACGGACGACGAUAGUCAAGAGUCCGAUUACAAUAACGAAAGGCAGCAUUUGCCAACGGAACAAAAAACACAUCGGAACGAGGCAACUCCAAUUCAUGGACAUGUGUUUGAAAGAGUAGAUUCUAAACAAGGAUUUCAGAGCAAAGGUGUUUUAACGAGUAAAACUAUAAAUGAUACAGUUAAACGUACGGAUUUCAAAUCAACACAGAUUGGUGGAACUAACACAAAUAUCGGUACAGUUAAGCAGAAUGGUCAAGUUUUGCCAGUAGAUGAAGAUAGAUGGAUCUGGGAUGACGGUACCACAACAACAACGUUAAAACCUGAAGAAGCAAAUAGAAAUACGUCAGUAGUUUCAGACUUAGAUGACAGGACUGCUUUCGAAGGCGCUCAGUGUCCAAAAGGUCAGAUAAAGAUAAAAGGUACCAAUACAUGUAUUGAUACAGACUGAACAGUUUCAUUGUAAAAUUGCGAUACAUUUCUUGAUUUAGUAAAGUCUGUCGUAUCAGCUGUUGAAGAUUCUUGUCGAGAUUUGGUGACGGGUGAAAAUUGCGUAGUUCUUCGACUAUAAUUGUCACCAUAUAAACGUUGGAUAGUGCGGACAGUAUCUAGUUAUAAGUGAAAUCCCAUGUUUGCGUUUUAGAAUGACUAUCAUCUAAAUAUUGCGUAAUCUGUACA